AUGGAAACACAAACACCUUCAGAGGGUCAAGCUGAUAUUGGCAGCCAAGAAAAGAAUCGGCGCGGGGUAAAACGAAAAAUAUCUUUGAUGUGCUGUGAUGUUUGUGGCACAGAAGAGGCAAAAUACAGAUGCCCGAACUGUAUGCAAUACACGUGCAGCUUGUCCUGUGUGAAACAACAUAAAACGCUCUCAGCUUGCUCCGGUGUCCGCGACAAGGCGGCAUUCGUGCCUCUCUCCCAGUUUGAUGAGAUAAACCUUCUCAACGAUUACAGAUUCCUGGAGGACGUAAGCAGACUGGCGGACGGCGCCAGGCGAGACGUUGUCACCCGCCGGCCCCACCCCUCUCAGAAAAUGAAGUGGAUGACGAGGGGUGCGAAAGAGGCAAAGAUCACGCUGAAGUUUCUACCCAACACUUUCACCAAGAGCAGAGAGAAUUCUACUUUCUACAAUAAAAAAGAACGGCGGUUCUACUGGCACCUGAAGCUGUUGUUUCUCCAGAGUGGCUCUGAGUAUACAGAGAGAAGGGUCUUAGAUGCUAGGACAGUUGAGGAGAUCCUCAGUCACUAUAUCCAUCCCACAGAGUCAGACCCACUGAAACGUCAAAGGUUAAGAAUGUACGUUCAUACUCCAGUAGAUGAUGUGAGAGUGUUUAUGAGGGCAGAGGAAAGAGAGCCCAGCUCAAAGAGGUUCCACCAGUUUGAUGUGAAGAAAAGCCUACGAGAUAAUCUGAUGUGCAAGACCGUCAUUGAGUACCCUGUUCUCCAUGUGGUUCUGAAGGAUCACUGUCAAGCUUAUCUUACUGAAAAAACAGGAGAUGCUGAGACCACGCUUGAUGGUGCCACCAGAGAGGAGUCUGUCCAGGGGGAAAUCAGGAGGCCCCAGUCAUCAUUAGAGACUCUGAUCUCUCCAAAGUCAGAGCCAAUGACCACUACUGGCACAGUGCCUACAGCUCCAGAAUCUCUGAGGAAGAAGGUGAAAAUUACGCCUGAUGGUGAUGAAGAGGAGGAGGAGGGAGAGAUUAGGAGUAAUGAAGAUGAGGACAGUGACGGCGACAAUGACGGACGCGGAUGCGAUGGCCGGACUGCCGGUGGAGAGGAGAGAGAGCAGGGUCUAAAUGUUGAUCGUUACGUUUCGGGUCAGUGUCCGACUAGUGAUAAUGAUCAGGCCAACACUGACAGCGCUAUCCAUCCUAAUGACUCUACUGAUGAUGAAAGAGAGAAAAGAUGCAAGACUAAUCUCUGUGGUGAUGAUGAUUGUCAUGACAACACUGGCGGCUCUGCUCUGGAGCGUAGUUAA
Molecule: messenger RNA, 1296 nt
Organism: Chanos chanos (milkfish)
Lineage: Eukaryota; Metazoa; Chordata; Actinopteri; Gonorynchiformes; Chanidae
Gene: znhit6
Product: zinc finger HIT-type containing 6
Exons: 10
Coding region: 1-1296 (431 amino acids)
Biological process (GO): maturation of LSU-rRNA from tricistronic rRNA transcript (SSU-rRNA, 5.8S rRNA, LSU-rRNA); box C/D snoRNP assembly; snoRNA localization
Cellular component (GO): nucleus; pre-snoRNP complex
Source: RefSeq, a predicted model, not a curated record